CCUGCAGACCUUCGGAGUCCCAUCACCUCUCCCCCCUCUUAUACACGAGACGAAACCCGAUGACAUACACGCACCAUUUGUGGAAUUACUGGCUUCCAUCCCCGGAUUCCUCGAACGACGCCUACGAAAAUUCUAUUUCCGGAACAUCCUACGCUCUCGUUUCCUAGUCAUACCUGUGUUCUAUCAAACAUGAACGAAGAAUCAUUAAAAGUUGCCGCGAUCAUCGAACGGAGACGCGGCGGAUUCGAAAAUACCGCGAGAGCUUGUUGCGUGAGGAUCUCGUGAAUAGCACGCGGCUCGGUUCCGAGAUAAGUCUCCCGCGAAACAAGACGAGAGCGACGAAACUUGACGGAGCAGGACAACGUCGACGAACUGCACAACCUGUAACCUGGUUCGGUGACGUGCGUCGGGACCCGACGAUACCUGCUCGCGGGACUAUGAGAACGCGAAGCAGCAAGCCGCGGGAGCAGCAACGGCAGCGGCGUGCAAGUGGGCGUAGGGGCCAGGAGAGAGAACGUCGUCCCGUGUUCCAUACAUGGCUAUGCUAUGUGAAAACGAGAGACACAGAGAGACGGACGCACCGGCGGCGUCCCCACCGCGUGGACACGGCGGAGGCGACGUUUUCUCGGCACGGGUACCCACCGCAUGCUUGGCGAACAGUGUGUGCCAGCACAACGUUGUCGUACGAUCGUUCCUCAUCCCGCUUUAUAAACUUUACCUUCGUAAUCCCUUCGUGAAAGAGAAGUGUGUCUCGAGGACGUGCAAUUACGCAGGGACGGUGUCACAGGUUUUCGGAAAAAGGGAGCUCCAAGCUCGGAAGAUGCACCCGCCAACACGUCACUGGCGUGGGUGUUCCUGUUCCUCUCGCUUAUUUUGAAUCGAAACUCGCGGCAGACAGCGUGGUCCGCUCGUACGACGCGGUUUCAAAGUUCGCACCGGGUCCGCGCCUAUGGCUCUGUGACAGCUCUCUCGGUUUGGCGAGCGUGCGAUUGGUCCGCUCGUGCUUCACUCACGCCGUUUACGUGUGUCUUGCCUGUAUGCAACAGGCAACGUGGGUUGGAUGCGUGAGUGCGCCUGCGUGAGUGCUACGACGUACCACCCGCGUGUGCGUGAGCCGCGCGUGAAGAGAAGCCGCAGGGGCCGCAAAACCCGGAUCAAAGGGACACACAUUGCCAUAGGAUGCUGUGGAGGUCCGAAUGCCUGGUAAUCUUAUUGUUAGCAACAACAGCGUGGUGCAUGGCCGCAACGAUGGACGAUUUCCGGGAAGACGGUGCGACCACCAACGCGGUGAUCUCGACCACCUCGAUACCGAUAACAACCACAACGGUAUCCACCUUAAAUAAAGUCGAGGGUACGCUGGUUAUUAAUUCGUCAAACACCGUGAAAACUGUGAACGAUGGAAAUAUUCAAGACUCAUCCCACGCGUCCUCGCCCGACACGGUUUGGGAGUGUCCAAAUAUUACAAAAGCAGGCAUCGAGUGCUCCUGCGACUUUCCACAUACGUUGAGAUGCACCGGCGAUAGGACAGCGCUGCAGACCAUCAGCAGACACUUAAGGUUCAGUCGACCAGGGAUGAUCUCUCUGCUGGACGUGACGGUGACAGGAAUUUCCUUACUACCAGCACGUUUCCUAGAGGAUGUCGCGCUCCACGGGCUCGUCAUAUCCACCGGUGAAUUAAGACGCGUUCACGAAAAUGCGUUCAUUGGCAUCGUAACACCUCUUCAAGCACUGGGACUCCCGAACAAUCUGUUAGAUUCCGUUCCAACAGCUGCUCUUUCGUACCUGAUCGGUCUGGAGAAGCUGGAUUUGUCCCAGAAUAAGCUAAAGACUUUGGAAGCUGACUCCUUUAAGGGCUUGUCAAAUUUGACUUAUUUAGACUUGUGCGAUAAUUUACUGUCGCAAUUAUCGCCCCAAGUGUUCGCUGCCCUUCCUACACUGCGGUCUUUGAGGAUGCGCGGCAACCGUCUAAGCGUAUCAGCGUUGUCGGCACUCAGGGGUUUGAGGAGUCUGGAGGAACUCGAUUUGUCGAAUAACUUAUUGUUAGGUCCGAUGGGCCCGAAUCUCCUUCCCCAAAUGCCGCGGUUACGUACCCUGACCAUAUCCGAAAACGAGCUGAUAAAUGUACAGCAAGGAGCCCUCCUAGGAGUGAGGAAUUUAACUUCUCUCAGUUUGAGUCAUAAUCAGAUCGAUGUAUUAGAGGAUCAUUCGUUUAAGUAUUUGUCGACCCUUAUCAGGCUUGAUUUGGCGAACAAUCGGAUCGUUGCUGUGUCGAGCGCUUCCCUAGCGCACUUGGAGAAAUUGACGACUCUGGACCUGACGCACAAUUUCUUGCGAUCCCUGACAGCCGACUUGGUAGUGCCUUUAAAGAGCCUUCAAGAUCUGCGUCUCGAUGAUAACGAUAUCACGAUGGUUGCCAGCGAUGUACCCACUUCCAAGCUGCGACUUAAAAGACUCUCCUUGGCAGAUAAUCCAUUAAACUGUGAUUGCACGCUUUUAGAAUUUGCAAAUUGGUUGAGCAACUCGAGCUUGAACGAGGAGGACAAGUCCUCCGCGGUAUGUGCAACUCCGCCCGCAUUGGAAAACGGUAUAUUGACGCAAGUUUCUCCCGGAAGUCUCCUCUGCGGGGAACCGACGCCACCGAUUAUGACCAGACUCCCCUUGGCUGCUGCUCAAUUAACAUUAAAAGAGUUUCACUAUGACAAAUCGACUGGUAUCAACCUUCUGUGGCAUGUAGAGCCGUGUACGGAGCGAUACACAUGCGACACCUUAAUCGUCUACGAGACUAUAGAUGACAACGAGGUACAAAUGGAUUCCAGUUCGCUUCAUUGCGAUUCACGUAUGAUGAGAGAUCCUUGUUCACUUCCGGUCGCCAUACCUGGUUCGUUGCACCUGCAACCGGGUCAUAAAUAUCGCUACUGCGUGGUACUAUUAGUGCCAACCAGCUACGACGACGUUUCCUUGGGUUUGGGUUGCAGUGACGUGAUCACUCUGGAGGAGACUAAACGGGAACCGCAACAAGACGAAGAACUUGAGGUAUCAGAGCCCUCGGUAGCUUUAGACAUCAGAAUAACUGGUGUGCACGUGAAUAUGUCGGAGCAAGGCUUUUUACACGUUGACGUCAUCUUAUCGACCUCGAAGAAGUCGAACUUACCAGGAUGCGAGUUAUCGGUCGUUGUUUUCGACGCUGAAUCCGCGGUGCAUAAGCAGAAGCUUAACUGCAGCUUGACUUUCAUGACGUUGUCCGUUUUGUUACCCGGUCGCUACAAAGUCUGCGCGAGCCUCGACGAAGUCAACGAGGAGGACGUUAUUGAGAAUUUCAUAGACAACCGCGAUAGACUGCGUUGCGUUGAAGUCCAACGAUUUAAGCAAAAUACAGAGAUCAUUAUUCUGGCGAUAAUAGGCGCCAGUUGCGCGCUGUUAAUCACGCUCGCGGUGAUCGGUAAGAGCGUCGCGAAGAGAGUGAGACAUCCUAGAAUACAGACGCAGUGUUUCCUACCUGCACAGGAAUUCGAGAUCACUCACAAAGCGCAUUAUAUUAAAUUGUUAGCCACAACGAAAGUUUAAUUUACUCUAUAGUUUCCAGUUUUUGUAAAUAAUUACAGCUUAUCGUUGUUAACUAUUUGAAAGUGGGAAUUAAGGAUGUACUGGCUAUACAGUCAAUCCCAAAAGUUUAUGCACUUCAGAAACGCAUUUUUUAAAAAGAAA
Ceratina calcarata is the source of this 3705-nucleotide messenger RNA. RefSeq names its product Leucine-rich tendon-specific protein (gene Lrt). The transcript has 6 exons. Gene Ontology annotation, cellular component: plasma membrane. The record is from RefSeq and is a predicted model, not a curated record. NCBI's taxonomy places the organism in Eukaryota, Metazoa, Arthropoda, Insecta, Hymenoptera, Apidae. Gene Ontology annotation, molecular function: protein binding. Bases 1180 to 3564 code for a protein of 794 amino acids.